UCUGCAUCACUUCAAACUCCUGCCUGCACUUCUCCGAGAGCUACUCCUCCUCCUGAAGCAGAGACGAGCAGUGUUCCUCCGCAGACUGUCCGGUCCGCAAACGGCUAAGUAAAAGUCCCCACACGCCGCGAUGGGGACCAGCUGAACCGCACGCAAGGGGGGUAGAAGAGGUCGGUCGUGCAGUUUCCCGUGUAGUAGUAGUGAGCGUCCUGGAGGAGGAGGGGGACACAGACACACACACAAGCGCGCGACGUUCGUGUCCUAUCGUAGACGUUAACGGCCAACGGUCGGAGCUAGUCACCUGAAUACCUGCGGCGUUUCGCACCGACGCCUGCGCUUACACCGAGAGAGGCUGAGGAGGGGGUGGGACGGGGCAGGAGAAAGUUUCUCGAGCUUGGCGCAAACACAGCAGUCAAACAAUGCGGCUGACCCCGACAAAGUCCUUUCCGUCGGCAGCGCUGCUAAUCCUGCUGCUCGUCCGCUGGUCCGACAGCAUCUCACUGUCCCCUCAAGAGGCGAACCAGUUUCUGAGCAGACACAGGAGGGCGAAUCAAGUCUUCGAGGAGACGAAGCAAGGACACUUGGAGAGGGAGUGCGUGGAGGAAAAGUGCAGCAAGGAGGAGGCCAGAGAAGUGUUUGAAAACGACCCGGAGACGAACUACUUUUAUCCCAAGUAUUUAGCCUGCCUGGACACGUUUGGAGAUUCUGAAAAGAAAAAACAGGAUCUGGUCACAUGUGUCCACAAUAUUCCCAAUCAGUGUUCUCCCAAUCCCUGCAAUCCCAGCGGUACCGUCCGCUGCGAGGACAAAAAGGGCGACUUCCUCUGUCAUUGUUUUACGGGCUGGACGGGAGCCACGUGUGAGAAAGAUGUCGAUGAGUGCAGCAGGAGAAAUGGAGGAUGUGACCACGAGUGCAACAAUACUGUGGGCAGUUACCACUGCUCCUGUCGCCAAGGCUACACACUGUCAGGACGUCAGCUGUGUAAUGAUCUGGACGAGUGCAAGAUCGCGGGUGUGUGUGGAACGGCACGAUGUGAGAAUAAGGAGGGUGGCUACGACUGCUUGUGUGACAUCGGCUAUGUUUACGACAAUGAAACCAAAAGCUGCGUCGAUGUGGAUGAGUGUGAGACGGGUGUCUGUGAAGAGGAGUGUUUGAACACUCAGGGGAGUUUCCACUGCUUCUGCGACGGACGCCAGGGUAUGAAGCUGGCGCAGGACCUUCGGAGCUGUAAGCCUAUAACUCCCUGCACAACACCGGCCCUGAAGAGGAACCCCCGCUCUCUUUACCUGGGACGCAUGUUCAGCGGUGUUCCAGUGGUGCGGCUGCGUUUUCGCCGCAGGGUUCACACAGGCUUUUCAGCAGAGUUUGACUUCCGCACCUACGAUCACGAGGGAGUGAUCUUCUUUGCUGGAGGUCACUUAAACAGCUCCUGGAUUGUGCUGGCGAUGAACCAGGGGAAGCUGGAGCUGCAGCUGAAAUAUGGCGGCGUCAGCAGGGUCACCAGCAGCGGACCUAUUGUCAGCGAUGGCCAGUGGAGGAAGAUCUCGGUGGAGGAGCAGGGGCGGAGCCUAGUGAUUAAGAUUGACAGGGAAGCAGUGAUGAAGAUUGCGGUAAACGGGGACCUGUUCACACUGAAAAAGGGGAUGCAUGAGCUCAACCUCACUGUGGGGGGAGUGCCUUUCAAAGAGGACAGCCUGGUCAAUAAGGUGAACCCUCGUCUUGACGGUUGUAUGAAGGAGUGGCGCUGGCUAACGGGUGAAGACACCUCCAUACAAGAAACCAUCAGGUCUAAUGAUAACAUGCAGUGUUUCAGCAGUGAGGAUCCAGGGGCAUAUUACCCCGGCACAGGCUUUGCUCUCUUCAACAUCACCUAUGAAUCACAGAACCUGAGCGUCCGCUUGACCCUGAAUCCAACCACUGCUAUCGGGGUGCUUUUUGCACUGGUUCACCAGGACAGAGUGCCUCUCUCCAUUGCUCUGGCUGAUUAUAACCCUGUAACUGAUGAGUGGCGAGAUUUUGUUCUGGUGUCUGUAGGUAAUGUCGUCAUUGCCAGCUCUCCUGCACCCUUCUGUGAUGGUAUGAGUCAUGAAAUCCAGGUGACAAUCUCUGGUAACCAGACCCUUCUGCUGGUCGACGGCCAUUCUGGACGAAGUGAAGAUGCUGAAGUUCCCACCGGCCUCCUGUCACAGUCUACUACCUUCAUAGGAGGCCUCCCUGAUGUUCCUCUGGUGUCCACGCUGGUGUCGACACCCUACAGCGGCUGUAUGGAGGUCAGUGUUAACGGGCAGCCUCUGGACCUGGACCGGGCCAUCCACAAACAUAACGACAUCCGCUCGCACUCCUGCCCCCUGCUGGACUCCCACCAGUGAACGGCGCUUGAAUCUGCCAAAACCAAUCCAUAAGCAGUUCAUUGAGACAAGGGGGUGAUGGGAAAAUGUUUUUAAUUGGAAUAUGUCACAGUGUGGCUUGAGCCCAAGAUCACCCCUUCCCCUCCAUCCUCUCCCUCCCCGGCCUUAUCCUGUGAUGACACUGCUGCCUAGAAGCAGUGGCAGGGAUUUUCACAGCAGUCUCAGUGUUAUGACCCAGCAAGUUAGUUCUUCUGCCAGUGAGUAACACCCCCUGUACAAAGGGAAUAAUAGCUGCACAGCAUUGCCUGAAAACUAGCUGUGUUUUAAAGCCUCGUAAGCUCACAAGAACAUGCAGGGUCUAAUCCAAAAUCAAUGCUACGGGUUUGGUCCGGGGUCAGCCUUCUACGCCUGGUAUCCUGUGCUUAAACGCAGAUCUAACUGGAGGUUUGUAAGCAACGACUAGUCUGUGCUCGUGUUGCUUACAUCCAGCUCACUUAAGGUCCACGUUCACAAAGCUUGAAUUAAUCGAGUGCUAAUGUAGAAUCUCCAAUUAAAUGAAAAUGUAAGAAUUAAAAACACAGGGACCAGAAGACAGUCCUACUCAGCUACUUCACUCAGAGAAAAUGUGUGAACAGGUGCUCAGAUCUUCAGUGAAUAAAUCCCAUUUGCCCUUA
Messenger RNA from Neolamprologus brichardi, 3022 nucleotides. It is a transcript of the gene gas6, whose product is annotated as growth arrest-specific 6. NCBI's taxonomy places the organism in Eukaryota, Metazoa, Chordata, Actinopteri, Cichliformes, Cichlidae. Gene Ontology annotation, molecular function: calcium ion binding. Gene Ontology annotation, cellular component: extracellular region. The record is from RefSeq and is a predicted model, not a curated record.